Molecule: messenger RNA, 2514 nt
Organism: Dinoponera quadriceps
Lineage: Eukaryota; Metazoa; Arthropoda; Insecta; Hymenoptera; Formicidae
Gene: Pli
Product: protein pellino
Exons: 8
Coding region: 1026-2429 (467 amino acids)
Biological process (GO): regulation of Toll signaling pathway; protein polyubiquitination
Molecular function (GO): ubiquitin protein ligase activity; protein binding
Source: RefSeq, a predicted model, not a curated record
UAGUACAGCUAAAAAGAUCAAUCGUUUUUCUGUCUUUUUCAUGUAUAUUCCAAAGUGCAGGUUGCCUAAAAGCAAGACAGGGCGGACAAUCUUUUCACGCUUCACUCCCUAUAUGUAAGGUACAGCGAAUUUUUCAUCUGUAGUAGUACUACAUCAAUCGCGCCGUUGGCAAUGCUUCAUGUUCGCUUGAUAAUCUCUCGGGUAUCAUGUUUCGGACAAAAUUAGAUCGAAGUAUCUAAAUUUCUCGUUUAUCGUACAGACGUGCGCGAUCGAGUGGCGCGCGCGACAUUUCGUAAUCAAUCGGUCGAUCGAUCGAUCGUAGCGGCAUUUCGCGUUUUCGCCACGCGUACGUAUCGAACUGCUUUCUGCGUCGUGUGCGAGGAGGCAGGUCGCGCGCGCUCGGUGGCUGUGUGUGCGCGCGCGUGCUUCGCAACGAAAACAGAGUCCGUCGACGACUCUACGCAGCUACCCCGUGUCGCUCUCCCCGUCCGACACACAAAACAAAGCUCGCGGGACGCACGGAAAUCUCCAAGUGAGCGAGCGAACAAACGGAGGAACUCGACGUCUCGGACGAGAGAGAGAGAGAAUCAGCGAUCGAUAUGACACUCGCAUAACGCACGUAAUCAUGGGUCGCCGUUCUUACCGAAGGUUAUCGUCGUCACCGUCGACGUUGUCGCACGUAAACACGACGGAUCGCGGCGGCUUGUGAAGAUGGAAGACUGAGCGAGGGCGGUGCGCGCCCCUUCGAUUGCGGCCAAGGAAGGACUCUCUGUUCGUCUCUCGCUCGCUGCUAAUCGUGUGUGUCAAGCUUCUGUGUGUCUUCUCCUCGUUAUCGCGUCGCGCAGCGAAACCGUUCGGAUGCGGAGGGUGCCACGAUGGUGAUACGAUUAUAAUAUACCAAUUCGCAGCUUGCCGCGUAUGCAAUUGUUCAGAUUUGUCCUGCAACCGCGUGAAGAUCCUUAAGACUGCCCGUCCUUACCUUUACCAUGGAAGUAGUAGUCUAUAAAUCCUGAACUGAAAGGAGGAUGCCAGUAACUAAACGCAUUCUAUAUCCUUCGCGAUCCGACGGCGGUAGUAGUGAGAGUCCGUUACUCGUGGAAGAAGGAGAGACGGUCGGCGCGCCUCACAGUCCACGCAAUAAGCAUAGUCACAGCCAUUCACAUAGCAAUCCCCAUCGGUCUCACAGUUAUCAUCAUGAGAAGCCGAAACAAUUAGUGAAAUACGGAGAACUAGUUAUACUUGGAUACAAUGGUUACCUUCCAUCUGGUGAUAGGGGAAGAAGGAGAAGUAAAUUCGUACUAUACAAAAGACCAGUGCCAAAUGGCGUUAAACGUAGUAAGCACUACAUCGUUAAGACGCCCCAUAGCUCGCAGGCUAUUCUCAACACGAAGCAACACUCGAUCUCAUAUACACUGUCCAGAACGCAGGCCGUUAUCGUCGAAUACACAGAAGACGAGGAGACGGACAUGUUUCAGAUCGGUCGUUCGUCCGAGUCGCCUAUCGAUUUCGUGGUAAUGGAUACGUGCGCGGGCGGCGGAGAUGGCGGUCCCGCCAACGAAGGACGCGUUGCCCAAAGCACCAUCAGCAGAUUCGCCUGCCGGAUUCUAGCGGAUCGAUCGGACCCGAGAAUCGCUCGAAUUUAUGCCGCGGGCUUCGACAGUUCGAGAAACAUUUUUUUAGGUGAAAAGGCAACCAAGUGGCAAGAGAAUCGUGAGAUCGACGGUCUCACGACGAAUGGGGUUUUAAUAAUGCAUCCUCGGGGUCAGUUUUGCGGCGGCGAAGCGCAAUGCGGCUUCUGGCGGGAGGUCAGCGUGGGCGGUGGAGUCUUCUCGCUUAGAGAAAGUCGGAGCGCUCAGCAGAAGGGCAACGUCGUGGAGGAUGAGAGUAAUAUCUUACAGGACGGCACUCUCAUCGAUCUUUGUGGCGCUACUUUGCUCUGGCGAUCGGCAGAGGGUCUCGCCAAGUCUCCGACCAAGCAAGAUCUGGAGGAAUUAGUGGACGCUAUAAAUGCCGGGAGGCCGCAAUGCCCGGUAGGCCUCAACACGUUGGUCAUACCGCGCAAAGCAGCCACAGACUCGACGCAACAACAGCCAUACGUUUAUCUCAAGUGCGGCCACGUGCAGGGACAUCAUGAUUGGGGUCAGGAGAAGGACAAGGUUACGAGAAGGUGUCCGAUGUGCCUGGUUGCUGGCGCAGUGGUGAAGCUGUCCAUGGGAAUAGAGCCCGCCUUUUACGUGGACUGUGGACCACCGACUUACGCGUUUAGUCCCUGUGGUCACAUGGCUACGGAGAAAACCGUCAAAUAUUGGGAGAAAGUAGCCAUACCGCAUGGCACGAACGGCUACAUCGCAAUCUGUCCCUUUUGUGCGGUCCCACUUGAGGGAACACCGGGAUAUGUAAAACUAAUUUUUCAGGAUAAUGUAGAUUGAAGUUCUAAGAUAAUGGAAAUAUGUAGAAAUUCAUAACUUCUUAAGAAAUAUAUAUAAGAACUAUUAAACAAAAACUUGAGAGAAA